Rodentolepis nana is the source of this 1284-nucleotide messenger RNA. Lineage: Eukaryota; Metazoa; Platyhelminthes; Cestoda; Cyclophyllidea; Hymenolepididae. The record is from the annotation of a GenBank genome assembly.
AUGCUACUUCUACUCACUGUUGCUCUUCAGGCCUUUCUUGUUCACGUUGCCUCCGGAGGCAGUUGCUUCAGAAUGCGACUUGAAAAUGGCCACUGCCAUGAACUUAUUGAGCGUGAUACCAGUACCAGAUUUGAAUGCUGUCGGAGAGGUGGCUUCUACCACGAGGGCAAAUUGUCAUCGUCAGUAUUUGUCAGAGACAUCCUCCUCUCCAAAUCUGGCGUUCCAAACUGCGAAAAUCCAUGCGGAGGCGUGAUAAGCUACUUUUUUGGUCUUGCAGAGGAAACAUGCAACAAUGUGCGAUGCAAUAAGGAAUUCGAAUGUAGAGUGAUAAAAGGCAAAUCGUACUGUGCUUGCAAGAAUACGUGCUCAGAGGAGGACUACACUUCUGGACCUGUCUGCUCUUCUGAUUUCCGCAUGUUUCGCAAUCGAUGCGCAUUGAUUAAAGAGCGAUGUCGCUCCUUGAAUUCGCUUUUCACAGAAAUUCCAUGUCCUCCAACAGCUCGUAGCUGUAAUUUCAAUGCAAAUCCCUAUGACAAUAAACCCGUGAAAGUAUGCCCUGAAGGCAAAGUCUGUGUUAUGCGUGCAUACAGCGGAAAGACAAGUUGUGAAUCUCCUGAUCAAAGUGGCCUAAGUUAUAAGUACGCCUAUAACAAAGGUCCAAUUUGCGGGGCAGAUAACAAGACAUACGCCGAUAUAUAUGCACUUCGCAAUGCCAGUCUUCGAAGGGGAAUUGAAAUCCGAAUCGGAUACAUGGGUAUUUGUAGAGGUAAGGACAAAGUAUUGCUUAUUAUUGAUGCUAACCAGUCCAAACUGAUUGAGAUAAUUGACAGUGUUUUCUUACCUCUAGCUGACGCAACGUGUAAAAAUGUAAGGUGUCAGUCCUCACGUAUGACAUGCAGACCUCAUGUCACGACUGGCCAGCCAAUUUGUCUCGACUGCAAUGAUCUUCCGCCAAAUUGCAAUGCUGUGGGUGCGUUUUUCGUCAGACGAACAGACUAUGCUAUUCUAGCUCUCAAUGAGUCAAUGAAGGAAUCCAGGCUAGUAUUCGGUGAUCCCCGGUGGCAUGGAAAAGUAUUCACUGGUGGUUGGCCAGGAAUUUGCGGAAGUAAUGGCCAAUCAUUCCCAAAUACCUGCUUCCAACAGGUAUUUAGCUGUUAUGGAAAGCACUACUAUGAUCUUGUGUCCAGCGGUUACUGCUUAGGUAAGCUUAAUACACUCUUCGAUUUAUCUUAUAAAGUCCAUAUGCAACGGAUUUAUGAUUGCUUGAAUUCAUUUUUCCUUUAG